GGAUUCUACCACAGAUCUUACCGCACAAUCAUUCGUUAAAGUACAUAUUCUCCGUAAUGUCGAAGUCUGACAAGUCGAAGAAAAAGGCUGCAAAGCCGGAUGCUGAGCCUCCAGCUGCCAACGGUGGUGUAGCAGACAACGAAAACCCCGCUGUCCUCGAGAAGCCUCCGAAAACGGAAAAGAAGCGGAAGCGGGACGAUGAAGUGGUUGCAGAGGAAGCGAAAUCCAAGAAAUCUAAGAAACAGAAGAAAUCUGAGCCCAAGUCUGCCAAUAACGAUGCUGUCACAGAGCCAGCCUCAAGCAAGAAAGACACGGAGGCGACACCCAUGGACGUAGACACCGAGACUGUCGCCCCGGCUGGUCAGAAUGAUGAUAGCAAGGAGAGGAAGAAGGAAUCUAAAAAGGGGCGGAAGUCAAAGAAGGCCAAGGUAGAUCAAGAAGCUCAAGAAGCUGCCCAACAGUCGGCAUCCGCAGAUGGCCAAGAAGAGAAGGCUGCGGACAUUGCGACAGAGGCUGUGCAGAAGGACCCAGAAGCAAAGAAGUCCAAGAAGAAGUCCAAGAAGAACAAGGAAGCAGCCGCAAAUCAGGUACCGGUGCAAGGCGACUCUGAAAACGGUGCUGCUGGCGAGUCCACCAAUGGAGCGGCGGAAGGAGCCACGUCCGGAAAGAAAAAUCGCUUCACAGUCUUCGUUGGCAACCUACCCUUCUCUGCCACGAAGGGACAACUCCAAGCGCACUUCGAGAAGCUUGCGCCGAAGGACAUACGUAUCAUGACGGAUAAGCAGACGAAGAAGCCGAAAGGAUUCGCUUUCAUAGAUUUCGAGAACUUCGAUCGUAUGGAAACAUGUUUGAAGAAGUUCAAUCACUCCAUCUUCCCGGACGGUAAGAAGGGAAGGAAGAUUAAUGUGGAAUUGACUGCCGGAGGUGGAGGCAAUUCCGAAUACCGCAAGGAGAAAUUGCAGUCGAAGAAUGCGAAACUUCAGGAAGAGCGUCAGCGCGAGCGAGAGAAGCGCGAGGAGAUAGAGGCAAAGCAGGCGGAACGCAAGAAGAAGAAGGAAAGCAUGCAGAAGAAGGGCAAGAAGGGAGGGAAGGAGGGCGAAGCCGCCAAAGACGGGGCGGAGCCCGUCAAGCAGCCAGAGGCGCAUGGUGGGAUGCACCCAAGUCGACUGGCGUUGAUGCAAGAACCUGAACGGCCGAAGUUCCAGCAUAGGCAGCGGUUCUGAUGUCUCUGCUUUGGCGAGGUUCCAUUGACUCGUUUUGUCAAGGUCGAAUCAGUGCAUUUACUAGGCGUUGGGUAUGGGAGGGUGGUAUGCUUGUUCGCCGAUAAAUCUGGCAAUCUGGUUGUUAGAUUCUCAGGGAAACGGCAUGCAGGGAUUUGAUGCAGUUAUGGCACUACAUCCACUGGUUAUGGCCUUUGCGAAUAUAUUCGCAUGUCCCUCCCGCCAUUCUCGGCUCGGACCGAAGCGGGUCUGGCGGAUGGCCGCUUAUUAGUCACUAUCAAUGUUCAACUGUA
Westerdykella ornata is the source of this 1513-nucleotide messenger RNA. RefSeq lists its product as uncharacterized. Gene Ontology annotation, molecular function: RNA binding. The transcript is spliced from 3 exons. NCBI's taxonomy places the organism in Eukaryota, Fungi, Ascomycota, Dothideomycetes, Pleosporales, Sporormiaceae. The record is from RefSeq and is a predicted model, not a curated record. The coding region runs from base 57 to 1223 and encodes 388 amino acids.